AGAACAUACAUACACAAAUGGAGGGAGAAUUUAUAGAGUUUCUGAAAAGGAGAAGCCUAAAAGGAAUUACAAACAAGAUUGAAAUGUCCUAAACUUGCUUGUUGACUUUCAUUUUCAGCCGUUGACCUGCUAGAAUCGGUCUUCGCCCUCCCCCACCACUUGAGCUGCCACCGACACGUGGCAGUAAACUAACCACAGAUAAAAUAACCAUACUACGGGGCAAAAACGUCAAUGCAGGAGAAAGACAAAAUUUCAGGUCCUUGACGGUUACCAUCUCCAUUUCUUCUCUUCCGUACAACUUCCAAAAAACCUUCAAGAAAGAGAGAGGAAGAGGAAGAGAAGGAGAGAGAGAGAGAGAGAGAAUCCAUCUCCUCUCUCCCUCUUUCUCCCCUUCAACCUCCAUUGUUAUCUUCCACCCUCCCUCUCUGUGAAAAUGCCGUUAUCAACAUUAUCAUCUCCUUCUCGUUCGGGGGGUUCUUCAGGGGAUUUUUCAGCAACGGCGGUCGCAAUAGACAAUGACAAGAACGCUCAGCAGGCAGUGAAAUGGACGGUGGAUAACCUCCUAAGCAACAAUGAGAGGCUCACCCUCAUUCAUGUCUGCCUCAAGACCGCAGCCACCGCCAACUUUGGUUUUUCGGUGAUUGGACACAGUGCUGAGGCCGCCAGAGAGCAAACUGAAGCAGAGAUGCAGCAGUUAUUUUUCCCCUUCAAAGGCUAUUGUGCUCGCAAAGGGAUACAAAUGACUGAGGUAGUUCUCGAAGAGGACGAUGUCUCUAAGGCCAUCAUAGAGUACAUAUCUGCAAACAACAUCCAGAACAUUGUCGUGGGCAAUUCGAACAGAAAUGCAAUAAUGAGAAAACUUAAGCCUCCUGAUGUACCGUCAUCCUUGAUUAAAUCUGCACCAGACUUCUGUACAGUCCAUGUCAUAUACAAAGGGAAGCCGAUAACUGGGCGACCAGCAAAGUCUGUUGCAGUUAAUUCUUCUAUGCCUCCACGACAAGCAAUGGUCCAAGGGAGUCCUCAGCAUUUAUCUGAUCAAGAGGAUUCUAUUAGACAAAAUUUCAGAGGUCAAAAUGCUCCAUCCCUACAACAAGAGAGAAGGUCUUUCGAGAGGUUUUCUGAUACUAAUAAGAUGAGUUCACGAGACAGGCUUACACCCAACAGCUACUUUCUCGACAGUCUCAACUCAUCUGUUCGACUCUCGAAUGCCUCUGACUUCCGUGACUCUUUCUCAGAGGACAGCAUUAGCAUAGGCCGUCAGUCUAUGGACUUCCAUGAAACACUUGAGUUCUCGUCAUGCUCUAUGGAUAACCCUGGGGAGUCUCCAACCGCUCCCUGUUCUCACCGAGAUGUUGAGGCUGAGAUGAAAAGGCUGAGGCUUGAGUUGAAGCAGACUAUGGAUAUGUACAGCACUGCUUGCAAGGAAGCAAUAACUGCAAAACAGAAGGCUAAGGAGCUCAACCAGUGGAAAAUGGAAGAAGCGAGAAAGUAUGAGGAACUUCGGAGCGCUGAAGAAGCUGCCCUCGCAACUGCUGAGAUGGAAAAAGCAAAGUGCAAGGCUGCUCUAGAAGCUGCAGAGGCAGCUCAAAGGAUUGCAGAGCUUGAGGCAAGAAAGAGAAUAGACGCUGAGAUGAAAAUGAAGGGGGGGUCAGAACAGAAGAGCUCUAUUGAUAUUAGGUACAGGAGGUAUAACAUUGAAGAGAUUGAGAUGGCAACUAAUCAGUUUGAUGAAACUUUGAAGAUUGGUGAAGGUGGGUAUGGGCCUGUGUACAAAGGGCGUUUGGAUCACACUCCAGUUGCUAUCAAGGUUUUAAGGGCGGAGGCAGCACAAGGAAAAAAGCAAUUCCAGCAAGAGAUUGAGGUACUUAGCUGCAUUCGCCAUCCAAACAUGGUAUUGCUCCUCGGCGCAUGCCCAGAAUACGGAUGCCUUGUAUAUGAACACAUGGAAUACGGUAGUCUAGAAGACAGGCUCUUCCGCCGUGGAAACACUCCAACAAUCCCAUGGAGCGUCCGCUUCAAGAUCGCUGCAGAGAUUGCCACCGGCCUCCUCUUUCUCCACCAAACCAAGCCCGAACCGUUAGUCCACCGUGAUCUAAAACCAGCAAACAUCCUCCUCGACCGAAACUACACGAGCAAGAUCAGUGACGUAGGUCUCGCACGAUUAGUCCCUCCGUCCGUAGUAGACACUGUUACUCAAUACAGAAUGACGUCUACUGCUGGCACGUUCUGUUAUAUUGAUCCUGAGUACCAACAGACAGGUAUGUUAGGGACAAAAUCAGACAUAUACUCGUUGGGUAUUAUGCUGCUGCAAAUUAUCACUGCGAAACCUGCAAUGGGCUUAACACACCAUGUUGAGAGGUCAAUAGAGAGAGGCCAGUUCAAGGAAAUGCUUGAUCAGUCAGUGAAGGACUGGCCAGUGGAGGAUGCUCUUUCGUAUGCAAAGAUGGCACUGAAGUGUGCUGAAUUGAGGAGAAAGGAUCGCCCUGAUCUUGCGACAGUUAUACUACCGGAAUUGAACAGGUUGAGGAACUUGGGACAUUCUUACGAGGCUGUGUGUUAUGGGGGAAGCAGCAAUAGCAACAGCAGCAGCAGCGGCAGCAGCAGCAGCAGC
This is a messenger RNA of Asparagus officinalis (garden asparagus), 2611 nucleotides long. RefSeq names its product U-box domain-containing protein 35-like. The annotation marks the transcript as partial. Gene Ontology annotation, molecular function: ATP binding; protein kinase activity. Lineage: Eukaryota; Viridiplantae; Streptophyta; Magnoliopsida; Asparagales; Asparagaceae. The record is from RefSeq and is a predicted model, not a curated record. The transcript has 8 exons. Gene Ontology annotation, biological process: protein phosphorylation.